Messenger RNA from Brachypodium distachyon (stiff brome), 3562 nucleotides. RefSeq names its product phosphatidylinositol 4-phosphate 5-kinase 6. The transcript is spliced from 8 exons. Lineage: Eukaryota; Viridiplantae; Streptophyta; Magnoliopsida; Poales; Poaceae. Gene Ontology annotation, biological process: phosphatidylinositol metabolic process. The coding region runs from base 838 to 3234 and encodes 798 amino acids. Gene Ontology annotation, molecular function: ATP binding; 1-phosphatidylinositol-4-phosphate 5-kinase activity. The record is from RefSeq and is a predicted model, not a curated record.
CCCUUUUGUAAAGGAGCAUCUGCUGUUAUCUGCUGCUUGACCUGCGUCUUGCACCCGGCCAAACUCAGGUCAACGAGAUGGCCUUGGGAGAAACAAACGAUGCCUUUUCCAUGGGGAAAAGAUCAAAUCAAAAUGACAGAGACACCAGCAUCGAUGUCCCGUUUGUCCCCUAGACCCGCAAGCAGAUUACUGUGCCAAACAUUGCUAGCUCUGCCUGCAGCCACCUGCUCGUUUUCUUAUCUUUCAUCUCCUGGAUUAAUUAGCAUUGGGAAAGACUAGAGAAGAGAGGGCUGUCGACUAUAACCGAGCUGAGCUUUGUCACUGUCGAACGAGUAACACGGAAAGAAAACGACAAUCACUCGCACGGGAGGAAACAUGAACGCUGGGUAACACAGUGAUAACAACAUCUGACAGCCCGGACCUGGAUGGAAAACAGUGUAGUACUCUGUACUCCCCCAAUAGAGAAAUUCAGGAAAAACGGUAGCCAGUGACGUUCAUUCGACAGGAAAACUGAAGAAAAGGAAGGAAAAACCAAAGAACGCGCGAACCUCUUCGACCCGCCCGCUCGUGUGUCUCUCCCGUAUUCUAUUCUUGAGCAGGAAUUUCAAACAUGCAGAGAGCAGAGCAGGCAGGCCUCCAAAUGGCGCGGCACCCCGGAGCUGAGCUUCCGACAACCCCGCCCCGCCUCCCUCCCCACCCAAAAACUCCGCAGACCUCCAUGCGACAAAAACUUGCACACGCAUUCGCCUCUCGCUCUCGCCCCACCACCAUCGCCAUGCGCGCCACCGGGCGAGCUUGUUUCAGCGGAUAAUCAAGCAAGCUUCGUGUAUCCAGGCAAUGGCGUCGACGGGGAAGAAGAUGAACCAGCUCCCGGCCCCGGCGGGCCGGCUCUGGGAGGCCAGCAUCCGCAAGCUCACCACCAUCCGCCGCGGCGCCUCCGCCUUCCCCCCAUCCGCCGUCGCCGCCGUCGAGGGCCUCGACCCCGCCGCCGACACCACCUCCUACCGCUGCGCCGCCGCCGACGACACGGACAGCGUCAUCGAGAGCAACGACGCCGACACGGAAGAAGAAGAAGAAGAAGAAGCCGACGAGGACGAAUCCGCCGAGGCCGCCCCGCUCGGCGAGCCCAGCCAUGGCGAGCAGCUGCUCCCGAGCGGGGACUUCUACCAGGGCGACCUCCGCGGGGACCUCCCCCACGGGGGCGGCAAGUUCCUCUGGACGGACGGCAGCAUGUACGAGGGUUCCUGGCGCCGCGGCCGGGCCUCUGGGCGCGGCAAGUUCUCCUGGACGUCCGGCGCCACCUACGAGGGCGACAUGGCCGGCGGCUACAUGCACGGCCACGGCACCUACAUCGGCGAGUUCGGCGACACCUUCGGCGGCACCUGGGCCAACAACCUCCGCCACGGCCGCGGCACCCAGGCCUACGCCAACGGCGACGUCUACGACGGCCACUGGCGCGACGGGCUGCAGGACGGCCACGGGCGCUACAUCUGGCGCCACGGCCACGAGUACAUCGGCACGUGGAAGGCCGGCGAGAUGCACGGCUGUGGCACCGUUAUCUGGGCCGAGGGCGACCGCUACGACGGGUCCUGGGAGGACGCCCGGCCCAAGGGCCAGGGGACAUUCCGCUGGGCCGACGGCGGCAUGUACAUUGGCGACUGGAGUCAGGAGUCCUCCGGCGGCGCCACGCACGCCAAGGGCGUCUACUACCCGCCCUCCGGCGGCCCCGCGGUCCCUGUUCCCCGGGAGCCCCGCGACGCCAUUACCAAGCUGCUCGAGGAGCUCGAUGUUUGUGAGGGGAAGACGACGUCGCUGCUGCCGUCGCAGAAGAUUCUGACUUGGCCUGGGGUGGAGGCCGUGAUCAAGCCGCCCGUGUGGCGGCCGCCGGAGGUCACCGCCGCCGCCGCGGCCCCCGCCGAGCAAGGGAGGAUGUCGAGCGUGCGGCGGAGGAGCAGCGUGUCGGACAUGGACGCGCUCGCCGAAGGGGAGGACGGCGGCGGCGAGGACGCUAGCACGAGGGCGGACAGGGCAUGGUCGCGGACUCUGUCCUGCAUCCGCGCGCCCAAGGGGAAGAAGCAGGGGGAGACAAUUUCCAAGGGCCACCGGAACUACGAGCUCAUGCUCAACCUUCAGCUCGGCAUCAGGCAUGCUGUGGGAAGGCAGUCGGCGCCCAAUUCGCUGGAUCUUAAAUCAUCGGCGUUUGAUCCUAAAGAGAAGGUGUGGACAAGGUUUCCUCCCGAAGGAUCAAAGCACACGCCGCCUCACCAGUCGUGUGACUUCCGGUGGAAGGACUACUGCCCAUUGGUUUUCAGGACAUUGCGCAAGCUCUUCGACGUCGACCCUGCGGAUUACAUGAUCUCGAUAUGCGGGGAUGAUGCGCUCCUGGAGCUUUCAUCGCCCGGUAAAAGUGGGAGUUUCUUUUACCUGACCAACGAUGAUAAGUACAUGAUCAAAACGAUGAAGAAAGCGGAAGUCAAGGUACUUCUUCGGAUGCUUCCAGCCUACUAUAAACACGUUCGCGCUUAUGAAAACACUCUAAUAACCAAGUUCUUUGGUCUGCACUGUGUUAAGAUCACAGGAGCUAUUCAGAAAAAGGUUCGGUUUGUUAUUAUGGGGAAUCUCUUCUGCUCUCACCAUGCAAUCCAUCGGCGCUUCGACUUGAAAGGAUCUUCGCUUGGUCGCAUGACAGACAAACCCCUUGAUCAAAUCGACGAGACCACCACGCUCAAGGAUCUUGAUCUCAAUUUCGUUUUCCGGUUAGGAGGAUCCUGGUUCCAGGAUUUCUGCAGGCAAGUAGACAGAGACUGUGAGUUGCUGGAGCAGGAGAGGAUCAUGGAUUACAGUCUUUUGGUUGGCCUUCAUUUCAAAGAUCGAUGCAAAGACAGCAGCAAUACUGAUAGCGGGACGCCUACUACUGCUACUGAAGAUUCUGAACAAGAUAGAAAAGCACCAGCAAAACUAGGGAUUUGCAUGCACUCCAGGGUGGAGAACAUAGUGAAAAAUCCUGAAAGUGAAUCCCUGCUCAUCGGCGAACCGACAGGCGAAUUCCAAGACGUGAUCCUGUUCUUUGGGAUCAUUGACAUCCUGCAAGACUAUGAUAUCAGCAAGAAGCUCGAGCACGCAUACAAAUCCAUGCAGUAUGAUCCCAACUCCAUAUCAGCGGUCGACCCGAAGCAGUACUGCAAGCGGUUCCGGGACUUCAUUUUCAGGGCUUUUGCAGAGGAUGUACAGUAAUUACUUCAUUGACAAAAAGGGGAACACAAGAUUUACCGAAGAGAGCAGACCUUAACAGCUGGAUGGUGAUUAUUCUUUGCCCACCAUCCAAUAUUCUUCUGUAGGUAACAUAAUUGAUACUUUCUGUUGUAGACCGCAGCACGUCAAUGUUGCAGCGGUUUCUUCUUCUCGUAUGUGUUUAUAGAUUUUGUACAUUUUCCGAAUCUUCUCUGUUCCUAUGUAAUUAGAUGUAGGAUAACUGUACUCAUGCCAAUUGGUAUGAAAAGGAUGUAGAACAGAGAUUGCUGUUUAUGUAACCAUUGCUUACUUGUGUUCCUUUUCUUCCAAA